Molecule: messenger RNA, 1785 nt
Organism: Anopheles nili
Lineage: Eukaryota; Metazoa; Arthropoda; Insecta; Diptera; Culicidae
Product: beta-hexosaminidase subunit beta-like
Exons: 7
Coding region: 32-1681 (549 amino acids)
Biological process (GO): glycosaminoglycan metabolic process; ganglioside catabolic process; carbohydrate metabolic process
Cellular component (GO): membrane
Molecular function (GO): beta-N-acetylhexosaminidase activity
Source: RefSeq, a predicted model, not a curated record
GUCGUGCAAUCCGCGUGUGUUCUAGGUGAAAAUGAAAGCGAACCGUUUGUUUCGCGUGUCCGUCGCAGUGCUGUGUGUCAUCCCGUGGACGUACGCGUACAUCGUCGAUCCCGGACCCGUCGUAAAGGCCACCAAAGGGGAGAUAUGGCCUAAACCGAGGAACCAAACCACUUCCCAGCACUACUACAGGUUCAGACCGGGCACGUUCCGGUUUCAGCCUACCAACUUUACCUGCGAUAUAUUGAACACGGCGUUGGUUCGCUACCAAAAAAUAGUCCUAGCAAUCGGCAACAAGACCCGGCGGGUGAUGUUCAAGAGGCAGUAUUCCUCGCAAGUGGCAAACAUCCUGCAAAGUGCCUAUGGUCCACGUUCCUGGAGCUCGGAUCCCAACUGGAACGGCUUCGUGGAACAAGUCGAUGUGGACCUGAAAGCUCCCUGCGAAACGCUGCCGUACCUCUCAAUGGACGAAGAAUACACAAUCGUGGUCAACGACUCCCAGGCGCUUUUGUCAUCGUACUCGAUCUGGGGCAUCCUGCGAGCACUGGAAUCCUUCUCACAGAUGGUCGUCCUCGCUGAAGACGGCAGCACGUUGCGAAUCAACGCCACAACCGUAAACGAUGGUCCGAGGUUUUCGCAUCGUGGCCUGCUGGUGGACACAUCGCGCCAUUUCGUUGACACACCCACGCUGGUGAAGAUCCUGGACGGGAUGGCGUACAACAAGCUGAACGUGUUCCACUGGCACAUUGUGGACGAUCACAGCUUCCCGUACGAGAGUCGCACGUUUCCAGAGCUGAGUCAACAGGGUGCUUAUCAUCCGUCGAUGGUGUACAGCCAAGCCGACAUCGCGAUGAUCAUCGAAGAGGCCACAUUGCGAGGGAUCCGUGUGAUGUCCGAAUUCGAUACUCCCGGUCACACGCGAUCGUGGGGUGUAUCGCAUCCGGAGCUGUUGACUGAGUGCUACGAUCAGUACCGGGGCAAACUCGGACCGAUGGAUCCGACACGUGAAUCCACGUACACCUUCCUGUCGCAGCUGUUCCGUGAGGUGAUCGAGGUGUUCCCGGAUCGGUACGUGCACCUUGGCGGUGACGAGGUUGGCUUCGAGUGCUGGGCUAGCAACCCGAACGUGCUGGAGUACAUGAAGCAGAACCGGCUGUACUCGUUCGAGAUGCUGGAGGAGAAGUUCAUCCAGCGGAUCGUCGAUCAGAUCGAUGCGCUCAACCGGAGCUCGCUCGUGUGGCAAGAGGUGUACGUGAAUGGAGUGCAGCUUCCGAACGGAACCGUGGUGCACGUUUGGACUGGCAAUCGGCAGGAUCUGCUGGCUAAGAUAACGCGCGAUGGUUUACCGGCGUUACUGUCGUCCUGCUGGUAUCUGGACCACCUCAGCACCGGUGGGGAUUGGCGCAAGUUCUACAACUGUGAUCCGCACGAUUUCGUCGGAACUGGCGCACAAAAGUCGCUGGUUCUCGGUGGCGAAGCGUGCAUGUGGUCGGAGGUGGUGAACGGGAACAACAUUCUGCCGCGCAUAUUCCCCCGAGUGUCGGCAACGGCCGAAAAGCUGUGGUCACCUGCCAACGUGAACAAUGCGGACGAAGCGGCUCGCAGGCUGGAAGAGCAAACCUGCCGCAUGAAUCAUCGCGGUAUUCCGGCACAGCCACCAAAUGGGCCGGGAUUUUGUAUUUAAAGUUAGGGCUAGUUGCUGGUGGUAGCUGGGCAAUUAAAUAAGUUCCGAAACGAUUGGUUUUUUUGGGAUGAUUGAAACAAUCAUCGAUCGAUUAGGUCCUAUCA